Messenger RNA from Phycodurus eques (leafy seadragon), 3050 nucleotides. RefSeq names its product sorting nexin 20 (gene snx20). Gene Ontology annotation, biological process: protein transport. NCBI's taxonomy places the organism in Eukaryota, Metazoa, Chordata, Actinopteri, Syngnathiformes, Syngnathidae. Bases 773 to 1654 code for a protein of 293 amino acids. Gene Ontology annotation, cellular component: early endosome membrane. The record is from RefSeq and is a predicted model, not a curated record. Gene Ontology annotation, molecular function: phosphatidylinositol phosphate binding; protein binding. The transcript has 3 exons.
UUCGACGUGCAGGAGCGCCCGACUGAACUCCGAGUUCUCUCGCUGGCGGUUGAGGUCCCGGCAGCCGCAGGAAAAACAGUCGGCGAACUGCACUCGUGUGUCCCAUGCUUUCUGCGAAAUGUUUCUCAAAACACGCCGGUUCGAAGUGAUCGGCGCACAGUUCGGAAUGCUCGCUAGGCACCCGGAGCCGACCGCGUUUCGGGUGACUUUCCCCGUCCGCCGCUCACGUCUUCCUUUUUCACUCGGAAAGCCAAAGAAACGCUUGGCGCCGCCUGAACCGUUUGUCCGACCGAACGCCACACAAUAAACCGCCGUGACGUCGCUAAAUCAUACGCGUCGCUCGAUGUGCUCGCCCGGAGGUGAUCACUUGCUCAUAAGUCCCAGACAGACGGCGUGGGAAAUAGAAUCACCGGAAACGGACCGCAGCGAGCCGGAGGCCCGGUCGAGGCCGGCGAAGGCCCGGUCGAGACCGGCCGACGGCGAGCGAGCCGAGUUUGAAACGUCCGUCGAAGCGGUCCGGAAACUCCUUUGAAAGGAGCGAGCGAGUCUUUCCCAGUCCGUGAUUUCGCUUAAGACGAAUGCAAACGCGGCGCACGGGUUCAGAGCGCACAGACACGCCGGCAGCCAUCUUGGAUUGACGUGUCGGUCGACUUCUUCCUGCUUCGUUGCCUCGCGCGCGCACACGCAGAUACUGGAAAAGAGGAAGUGAAGAUGGAGUGAGGAGGUUUCAGUUUCUUUUAAUGAGAAAGUCGUCAAGACACGGACGGACACCAUGCGGCGAUCUACAGGUGACGGCGACACUUUUUGCGCUCGACUCGGCGGACAUCUUUUGACCCUUUCCUCACACACUCACGGCAUUGUGUGCGCGCGUGUGUCAGGAGGAGGUUCGCAUUUGACCACCGGGGAGCUUCAGCAGCAGUUCCGAGAGAUGAAAAACUCCGACACGCGUCCCAAACUUCUCUUUCACGUCUCGGACGCGCAGCGAGAUGGACGACGCGCCGGCUGCGCGCAUGUGGAGGUGGCGCUGUUGAGCACCGGAACCUUCAGUCCUCGUCACGUGACGGUCGGGCGGAGCUACGCCGACUUUUCCCGCUUCCACCGCCGGCUGAAGACGGAGUUCGGAGAGGAGCUGGAGGGGGUGGAGCCACCGGGCCCGCGCCUCUGCGGGCGGGGUUUAGCGCCGCAGGAAUACCUGAGCCGAGCCUUCGCCGUUUGCGGGCACUCGCCGCUUUUUGCGCAAUUCCUGACGGAGCGGGAGCGCGCCGGCGCCGCGGCGCUGAUGCGCGCCGGACGCUACGCGGACGCGCUGGAGCACCUCGGCAGCGUCCUCGCCGUCCACGAGAAGCUUUUGCCUUGGCAGAGGCAGACGUCGACGACGGCGGCGGUCCCCGCGCUGGCCGCCGCGGCCGUGUGCCACCGCGACCUGGGGCGCCCCCGGGAGGCGCUGGCCGCCGCCCGCCGGGCGCUGCCCCCCGUCCGGCGCUACGGGAUGCGCCGCUACCGAGCGCCUCUGCUGCGCCUCCUGGUGGACUGGGAGCACGGCGCGGGGCGACCGGCGGCCCGGCUGCAGGAGGAGCUGACGGCGGCCGAGGACGGACGCCCCGCCUCCGCGCGCUCCCUGAAGGAGGUCGCGCUGGAGGACUUGGCCGACUGAAACGGGAAGCGUUUUUCACGUGUGUCCACUAGAGGCGCCGUUCAAACUCUCCUCCUUCAUCUCGUCUCCUUUUUUCUUGUAUUAACGAAUUCCAAAUCACUGAGUGGGAAAUGCUCCAAAUAACGUCGAGGCAACCCCGCCGACAGUUGUGGUGCAAAUUCCUCUUUGGCGGAAUCAUUAAGGAAGCGAUCUGGUCUGUAUUUUUGGCAAAUAAAAAGAGCAAAAGAAAGAGAGGGGGAGACGGCCGGCUGACCGCGUGCUCCUCGCAAGCUGCCCCUCUCUCUCUCAAGCCGAAACACAAAGAAAAAGAAAAAGAUGAGGAGGACGCUCGGUCAGUCAGAUUCGGGACAUUUCCAUCAUCGGCUGCGGGAACGAACAGACAAAAGACAAGCUCAGACAUCCCGGAGAAAGAGAAUUCAUCAGAAAGGCGAAGACGAGCCGUCUUGCUCGUGACUCGCCGAUUGGCCUACUUGAGGAUGUUUUCUUUUUGGGACUCGUCGGCCAUUAUUAUCUUUGAUUUGAGUUUUUUGCCUCAGAUAGAAGGACUGCUUUGGCGCCGCCGGGAAACUACGUCGAAGUGAGCCGCGGCGCUUCGUUUCGACAAAAGUCGUGUUUUUGGGGGUGUCGCGUACAAUGAACCCCGCAUAUUUGCAGUUUAUUGACUGAAAACUCACCUAUUUGCGGCAGGGGCGGUUCGACAUGCACAUAGUGUACGUUCGUCGCUCGUCGAGUGACAGGCAGGAGAAGGGGCGUGGCCCAUCGCCAACGUGUUCUUCGACUGACGAGGAGGAGGGAAUCCGUUUGGAAGGCGAGCGUCGACGAGAUCGUUCGGCCGACAGACGGAAUUCACGCCACCCCUAAAAAUAAUCGGGAAAUUGCCUCUCGGGCCACUUAAGGUCAGGACAAUGAAAACACUUGAAAUCCAACCCAAUAUGCAGCUAACAUCUCAAAAGCGGCAGCGAUCAGCAGCAAGAAAGUUUGGCAAAAAGAGGCCACCUUUCAAAUGAAAUCUUAAGGAAACUCCACAGCUCACUUCAACAUAGUUCCUUGUAACUAACUAACUUUUUUUUUUUUUUUAAUAAUAAUCGAUUGUUCUGUUGGUUAUUUUUGGUUUAUUUUUGAAUUUGUAUCCCUUGAUUAAAAAACAUUAUUGUUUUCAAUCUUUGCUGAAAUGCACAAACAUAGAUUCUGAUUGAGUUACUGCUUGUGAAUGAUCCACCAUAAGAUCUGUCAGAGAGAGGGCAAAAUUGUUCAUCAUUAUUUUCCAAAACUAAAGCAGAUAUUUGCAAAUAUCUUGUUUUGAUGAAAUGCAAAAAUAAUCAAUAAACAUCUUCAAGUUCCUGGGAAUUACAAUCUCUCAGGACCUGAAGUGGGCGACCGACAUCGACUCCGUCCU